GCAGAAGGAGCUCGAGGCGAGGUGGUCUAUUUACAACGCCGAGGUUCAAGCAGUGGAAACAGAUAUUGCGCUUCGGUACAAGCUUCAUGAGGAAAUGAAGGCCAGAGUCAUUCAAGAAGACCAGGCGAUAACAGUGGCCCGGAGGGAGCCGUGUUCCGCGUCCUUUCCGCAGUUCGAUACCCCUACUAAAUACACCGGGGACGAGUACCACGGCAACCAGUGGAGGCUUUAUUCGCCCGAGUUUUUGAGGACCUACUCCGACCCUUUCAUGGAGUGCAGUUUUAAUAACUACUUCGUCAUGAGCAGAGAGAGCGACCGACAAGACUGUACGCGCUAUUGCAAUGCCUCCAUCCACCUCACUUGCCGCGAAGUCACAAUCGACCUGUGCCCUGAAGAGUGGCCCAGAACAGCAAAGGGCUUCAACAGGCCAUUCUUCGCUACGGUAUCAGAAGUUGCUCAUUACGCCAACGAGGAGUGCCACCUCAUAACCAAACCUCAAUCGCGGGUAGCGGUGGCGCUCGUGACCUCGGACUUGAUCAAGGUAUCAGUGCAAAGCAGUCCCAUCAACCCCCCAGAGCAUAGGGACAAGUGGGAGCCUCGCGAGAACUUCGACCGACAAAUACCAGCCGUUUUCGAGUUCUACGGGGUACUGAAAAGCAGGAGUGAUGGAGAGUAUGACGCGGUUGAUUGUGAAGCAGUCACGCGUUUGUGGGGGUCGAGGGCUAGACGGGACAGAGAAGCGUUCGACGGGAAGGACAGAAAAGUUAAUGUCGAAACUCAAGUGGACAGUAUAGAGCCAAGUGGUGCACCACGCGUCGUGCUCUGGCCGGACUCGCCAUGGUGACAUGGAGCAUUGAAAGUGGAGGGCAGUAGAUUAGACUCUUGUUAGCUCUUAGCCAUGAAAGUGGCAUACUCGAAGUGUCGUUUCAAUCAAAUUGAGC
Messenger RNA from Colletotrichum acutatum, 941 nucleotides. RefSeq lists its product as uncharacterized. The record is from RefSeq and is a predicted model, not a curated record. NCBI's taxonomy places the organism in Eukaryota, Fungi, Ascomycota, Sordariomycetes, Glomerellales, Glomerellaceae. The transcript has a single exon. The coding region runs from base 95 to 844 and encodes 249 amino acids.